Molecule: messenger RNA, 1216 nt
Organism: Nylanderia fulva
Lineage: Eukaryota; Metazoa; Arthropoda; Insecta; Hymenoptera; Formicidae
Gene: Atf3
Product: Activating transcription factor 3
Biological process (GO): regulation of transcription by RNA polymerase II
Cellular component (GO): nucleus
Molecular function (GO): RNA polymerase II cis-regulatory region sequence-specific DNA binding; DNA-binding transcription factor activity, RNA polymerase II-specific
Source: RefSeq, a predicted model, not a curated record
AGGCCGGUCGCGACCGCGAAUUAUCCACAGUCGCGCGCCGGCGGCCGACGAAGGAGGAUCAGUAGUGGAUUACGAGGAGAUAAGUGCGUGCGAGUGCGCGAGUGCGGACCGCACCGGAAUUCGGGGGAACUGAAGGUUAGAUAAAUGGUGAAAGCCUGGCGUAAACUAUGUACAAUCUGAACGUGAACGUGAAUCCCAGCCCGACCGGGGCUGCGGGUCUUCUCGGUGUCACGACGGCUGCCGCCGAGGUCACGCCAAGGACACCGGAAAUCGUAAACUCGCUGAUCGCCAUGACCAAUCCCUUCGAGGGCUACGGCAGCGGUAACGAGAAGGGCACCCGGGAUCGUACGGACUCGACUAGUAGCGGCGAGCCGAGCCCACCCAGCGUCCAGCACACCUGUAGUCAGCUCAUCAAGGAAGGGCUGAAGCUGACGCUGCAGACGAAGAGGCGGGCGACUGUCAGCGGCGAUGACGGCAAGAAGAAGACGAAGAAAGAAGACGGCAGCGGCGCCGACGACGAGGAGGAGGAUGAAAUCAGUAACAACAACAACAGAAGUGGCCUGACACCGGAGGACGAGGAGCGACGACGACGACGACGCGAGCGCAACAAGAUUGCGGCGACCAAGUGUCGGCUGAAGAAGCGGGAGAAAACGGUGAUCCUCGUGCAGGAGUCGGAGAUCCUCGAGACGCAGAACCACGAUCUGAAGUCCCAGAUCCAAGAACUGGAGACUCAGAGGCGCAGGCUGGUCGACAUGCUGAGCCUUCACAGUCCGACCUGUCUGAAGCAGGGCCUGGACACAACGUCUUACCAACAGUACGCCGAGCCUCUUCAGCUGCCCAGCUAUCAGGACAACUUCGUGCAACAGCAGCAACCACCACCGGCCCUGAAUCAGCCGCAGAACUGCGUGAGCGAGUAUCCGGUGAAGGUCGAGGAAUACGAGACCGAUUUCUAUCGGCAGGGUAGCCCCUUCGUGCCGACGACGUCGGACGCAGGUUGCACGGUUUAGCGAAAUGGCGAAUAUCGUUUUUCUUCGCCGUUUCCUUUUAAAGGAGAGAGAAUCGUUGAGAAGCUCGGAAAGUGUACAUAAUCCUUUUUUUUUAUUGGAUUUGAGAGUACGAAAAAAAAGCUGGUAUUAUGUAGUUUGGUUUUCUCAUCAAUAUUAAUUGGCUCUAACUGUGCCUAAAUUUGAACAUUUGAAGAGAUGUCUGAGAGAUU